AUGGGAAAACAAUAUAUAACGACAGCCGCAAUUGGUCUGGCUCAUAAAUCUGACAUAUUUGAUGUUGCAGUUUGCGAUAGGUACACAAUAACCUGUUCUAGUGAUGGGUUUCUGAAGUUUUGGGACAACAAGAUAGAAGUGACUGAAGAGGCCUCAAAGGCGAUCUUCGUGGACAAACUCGGAUUGCACCACAUUUCUGCUAUAGAGAAGGUGAGGGAUGGUUCGAGUGUUGUUAUUAUAGCUACUGUGGCAUUCACCGGCAGAUGCUAUCUCUAUCAAUAUGAUAGCCAGACAGACGAGGUGACCAAGCUUGACUCCAACUUGCCAACGGAACUGUCUUCCCCAAAGAUUUCGUUCUGGGCGCCAAAUUUGCACAUUGACAUUGCAGACGAAACAAUUUACUUUGCAGCCACUACUGCUGUGGGAGCUACGUAUGUUUUCAAGAUAAACGUACCUGAAGAAGGCGAGCUGCAGCUGGUAUACACGGGGAAGACAGACACCAAUGACACGUCUUUCGCUACCGCCAUUGGAAUUGGCUCAGGUUCUGCAAUUGCAGUGGGUCAUCAGAAUGGAAAUGUGUAUCUCUACGAUCUGAAAAGUUUGAGGCUUAUCUACACCUUUCCGAGUUUGGGAGUGCGUCUAGACCAGGACGACACCGGCUCUUCUUUGUCGACGGUGAGAAAAGCUAUUUUCUCGCCAGAUUGCAAGCUAAUGGCAGUAGCUAGAGAUUCUGGUGCUUAUGGAAUUGUUGCUCUUUAUGAUGUCAAGUACGGUGAGACGAUCGGUACUCUUUCUGUGCCCACACAUUCCUCCAACGUCAGCGUUGGAGGCUACACCCACGAAGGAUGGUGUCUGGCUAUUGAUUUCAACGAGGGGGGUACAUUACUAGCAACUGCUGGUUACGACGACAAAGUGAGAAUAUGGAACGUUGAUACCAGGGAGAGAGAAUCCACAAUCACAAUCUCAAGAACGGACGUUGCGGAUGAAGCAGUGGAUCAGGAGGACCAAUCUGAUAAUCUGGUUACAUCCUCUCUCAAAUUCCUGAAAAAGGGAGUAAGAACUGGUGCAGGAACAGAUACUAAUGAAGGCCUGGUUGUGGUUGGGUUAGAUAGGGCUAUCAGAUGGUAUAGAGAGGCUGGUGGAAUUUGA
Kuraishia capsulata CBS 1993 is the source of this 1149-nucleotide messenger RNA. RefSeq lists its product as uncharacterized. Gene Ontology annotation, cellular component: Cdc73/Paf1 complex. Gene Ontology annotation, molecular function: protein binding. The record is from RefSeq and is a predicted model, not a curated record. NCBI's taxonomy places the organism in Eukaryota, Fungi, Ascomycota, Pichiomycetes, Pichiales, Pichiaceae. The transcript has a single exon. Bases 1 to 1149 code for a protein of 382 amino acids.